Molecule: messenger RNA, 5676 nt
Organism: Calidris pugnax (ruff)
Lineage: Eukaryota; Metazoa; Chordata; Aves; Charadriiformes; Scolopacidae
Gene: PAWR
Product: PRKC, apoptosis, WT1, regulator
Exons: 8
Coding region: 1-894 (297 amino acids)
Biological process (GO): positive regulation of apoptotic process; apoptotic process
Cellular component (GO): cytoplasm
Source: RefSeq, a predicted model, not a curated record
AUGGACCUCAAAGGGGAUGAGAUCUGGGAAGCAGAAGAUAGGUGCACUGAGCAAAGGAGUCUGGUGGAAGUUCAGGCAGACAAAGUCAGGGCUGAAUCUGAAAGAGAGAAAAAUGGUGAUGAAAAGGCCCUCAACUGCCUCAGCCUCUCCAGCCGCGCCGUCCCCGCCAAGGAGCCGCCGCCGCCGGCCCUCUCCGGGGUGCGGGGCUCUGAGCCCGCCGCCAAGCCCCCGCCCGCCGCCGCGCCGGGCUCUCCCGAGGGCGAGGAGAAGGUGGCCGCCAAGGGAAAGAGCUCGGGCCCCAGCGCUCGGAAGGGGAAGGGGCAGAUCGAGAAGAGGAAGCUGAGGGAGAAGAGGAGGUCGACAGGUGUGGUGAACAUCCCGGCCGCCGAGAACCUCGAUGAAUAUGAAGACGACGAAGCAGGGCAGAAGGAGCGGAAGAAGGAGGAUGCUAUUACCCAACAGAAUACGAUACAAAAUGAAAGUUCCAGUGCAGAUACCUCUGGCUUAUACUUAGUACAGGACACCUCCAGGAUGGUUUCAAGCAGGUAUAAAAGCACAGCUAAUGCACCAGAAGAUGAUGCUCCAAAUAGGUAUUCCCGAACAGACAGGACAACUUACAGCAGAUACAGCAGGGAUGCAAAUUCUUCAGGCGGUUCCAUACCAAGUAACGCUCUGGAAAAGAGGAUUGAGGAACUUGAAAGGGAACUUGCAAAGGAGAGACAAGAAAACGCGAGAUUAAUGAAGAUGACACAGGACAAAGAGGAACUAAUUGGAAAGCUGAAGGAAGAAAUUGAUUUAUUAAACAGAGACCUAGAUGAUAUAGAAGAUGAAAAUGAACAAUUGAAGCAAGAAAAUAAAACCCUCUUAAAAGUUGUUGGACAGCUGACAAGGUAGAAGAUUCAAGCCUCAAUGAGGAAAGAUUUAAAAACUACUGAUUGAACAUUAAGGUCAAUAUAGUAAGACUUCCUGUGUUGCAGUAUGUUAUAAUAACUGUCUUUAUAUUUAUUGUUAGGAAACCAGAUGAAUGUUUAUUUUCAUAGUACUUUCUUCUUCAUUCAAUGAAAUGGCAUGAAAUUUUGGAUAUAUUUUUAGCUUUCUUUUCACAUAAGAAUAAUUACAUUUUUUGACAUAUUUCAAAAUAUGAAGUUAAAAUUUAUUUGGGUUUUGUAUCUUCAGAUUACAUCUGGAUAAAUACAGUAAUUUAAAGAUCAUAGCACCAAGAUCACUUUCAGUCCAUGUGGGUGUAUAUUUUUGAAACAAAUGGAAGUAAUGCGUAUAAGCUUUGUUUACACAGGUCCAAAAUAUAUAUUUUGGGAAAUAUUUGCUUUUUGUUUAAACAACUGUAAAGUGGAUGCCUUAUUACUGAUGUAUAACAUUUUGCAGGUUGAUUACUUUCUCUAAAACUCUUGUAUGUUGAGGGUAUUUUUUACUUUAUUUGAAAGACUGACAAUAGUAGAGAGUAGCAUUUUUUUUUUCUCUGUAUAACAGUAUUCUGGCAGGAAGGGGAGGUUUUAUUAAAAAAAAAAAGGCAAAAUCAAAAAAAAACCAAAUUGCCUGUGUUAUCAGCAUUAAUGAGUUCUUAGAAUCAUAUUGAACUUGUGCACUGCAGUUUAUUUUAAAGCUGAAAUGCAAGUUUGCUAUCAGACAGUAAGUUUGUUUGCUGUGUUGAGAAUUCAAACAAAGCCUGGAGCUUUCAUGUUAGCAAAGACACUUUUUGCAAUACUCUUAUAUUUAAAGCUGUCAUCUUAAAAUUUGUAGUGAUCAUAAUCAAUGUGAGUUUUUUGAUCUUUUUGUUUUUUAAGCUGGGUGAAAAUAUUUGUACAUAACAAAGUAGAGAAGCAUACAAGCGAUUCUUGUCCUUUUGAAAUAUCAAGUGGUUUAAAAAACCCCUUUUAUCCUUGAUUUCAAACUAACAAGGUGUUUAAAUGUGCCUGUUCAGAUGUUACAAUCCAGUUAUGACUGCAUAUUAAUUCUUCUAUAACAUGAUAGUAGAUAAAAUUUUCAUUUGACAUUAACUACAGACCUCAGUUAACACUUCUUAAAAUUCUUGUCAGGCUGAAAUUUGAUGUACUUUAUUUCAUCUUAGUGCAGCACAUUUUUAAUUCCUGAGAAGAAUAAAUGUAUAUGUCAUUUGAGUCAGGACACUAGAAAUAAAAACAUUUUGAAGAGUCCAGGCUUUUUCUUGACAAGUUUGGUGUCAGUAAGUUGCAUGCAUAUAGUUUUUGUUACCUUAAAAUUUAAAGGUAACUAAUAUAAAAUAACAAUCACCUUUUCAGAUUUGCCAAUUGUUUUCAUAAGAUGGGUUUAAUGACUGUAAGAGUUUCUUAAAUUUCAAACCCAGCUAUUAUUGUUACACCUUGGGUUGUUUUGAAUAUAGGAUAGGUUAUCAUCUGUAUAUUCUAAUGAGGAAGAACUUUUCAAAGCUUUGAAGUAUUUUUCAAGACACUUAUAUUCCAGGAUGCCUUGAUGUUUUCCUUCACAGGGGAUGAGAACCCAUGGGAUGCCAUUUAAAACCUUUUCUCAGGGGUUUAAAUGGGGGGGGGUGUUUAUAGGGGCUUUUGAAUUACAAUAUGAAUACUGCUUUUAGUAUUACUCAAAUGGUAAGAAGUCCCUUAAUUUAUCAGUUUAAUGAAAUUAAAGUAAUAAAAAACCCAACAGUUGAGAUGUAUGCCUUCUGAAUAAAUAUGAAACUUUCUCUGGAAGAACAUCUGAUUUCCUUCUCUGUGUACCAAGCAGGAAAUACACUGAUUUAUGGCAUGGGAUGUCAGACAUAUUACAGCAUCAUUAAGGAGUUAAUGCAGAACACACAAAUAUUAAUACGAAGUUGUAAAUGAGAUAUUUCAUAAACAUAAACAUAAUAAUAACAACAUUAAGAAUUGUCUUCAUAUCACUUCUUCUUCGUUUGCGUGUGUACUGAUUACAAUUUAGCAGCAGUAAUGCCAAAAUGAGAAUUUUUUAACUUGGACAUCCAACUGACAGGAAAAUUUGGCAGAAGUACUUCUGAUACACCCUACCUGGAAGAAGUACUGGCAAGGGAGGUUUCCAAAUAUUUCCAAAUAUUUGAAACGGGUAAUGCUUCAGGCAGAAGAAAGGAACUGUUGGGAACUCACACAUAAAGUACCUCAGGACAUGAUUGCUGUUGUGUAUUAUUAUACAAAUGUAGAACUCUUCAUGGUUUUAAAAAUUCCCACAAAUUGUAUCUUGAAGCAUAACACUUCUGCUGACAGUUCGGAAGAUUUUGAUGGCUUUUUGGAAAAAAGUAUGUCAAUAACUAUCAAUUAUUACUUACAUUAUCAGACUCUUAGAAGAAAUUUAGUAGAUUCUAGGAAAAAUGAUGUAUUACCUAGAAUGUUAAUAAUUGUCUAGUCUUUACUUGCCAUUAUCUUUUUAUUUCAGUGGGCUACCCUUAUAGUCAAGCUCAAACAUAGCAUAAGUUUUUAUCGUAGGUGAUUUGAAGGUGCUAAAUUAGCUACUUUACCAGGGAUUCACUAAUCCAUGUCCACGUCCUUGCCAGACCAACACCUGUAUUGUUCUCAAUUCUGUGAUUUAAAUCAGAGAGACUGCUAGAAGUGGGAACCACCUCACUUGGGAAGGCUAUAUGAUUCCUGAAUGAAUAUGGGUAUUAAUGUACCUAGGCUAAACUAAUUUACUAGAGCAGGGGAUGGGGAUGGGGUGUUAGUAUGCAAUAUUAAUGAUAUGGGCAAGUCUCUUGGAGAUUUCUGAACUUUCAUGUCUUAAAAUCCAUACUAAGCCGCUUAGGUCUAGCAUCUGUGCUUCUGGGUAACUUGGGUCAUCUAGGAAAUCUAAACAGAAAAGUACUCCCAUUGACUAAAGCAAAUAAGACAGCUUUUUUUUCCAAGAUACUUUAAUAGUGAACAGCACAUAAUUCCUAUUUUGAUAAUGCAAAAUGGUACUCCUGUUAUGGUCACAUACUGUUGUAUAGAAAACAUGUACUACUUCCAGAGCUGAAGGUAAAAAUUGUGCAGAAAUAUUUUUGUCAUUGAUAGUAUGCACUGGUGUUUAUGGGAUUUAUUCCUCAAAUAAGUUUAACCAUAUAUAAAUGUUGGUGAUUUUUACACGGUAAUUCAAAAUGGCUCAUUUUUCAUUUUUUAAAUAUCUACAUGGCCAUGUUUAAUUUCAGUGUUACUUGAUGUAUACAUUAACUGAAAUAGUACAGUUUGUAUUUGCAAGUGAGUGUUUUUUCUUCUCUUUUAAGCAAAAUUUUUCUUGGUUGAUUACCAGAUUUGUAUUUACACAUUCAGAGAUAAUUAUUUCUCUGUUAGAUUGGCUCUGAAUUUGAGAGGUGGAGUGAGAAAAGAAGGUAACAAGAAAUGAAUCAAUUACUUCCAAAGUAGGAAGUCUAACCUCAUGAUUAUUUUAUUAAUAUUAUUAUUAUUCAGCUGUACUAAAAACUAGCUGUGGAAAGAUCUGUGAUUGGCAUAAGCACUCCAAACAGUAAAGGGGUUUUAGUACAUUGAAACAACUGAUUAACCUACAUCAAAGCUCUUUUCAACUUGCCUGGUAUCAUUACAGCUUGGAAACUUGCUACCAUAAGAGAGACCAAAAGGAAUACUGGAGAUCAAAUUACCUUUUAAUAAUUUGCUAGAAGAGCAGAGUUACACUGACUCCAGCUAUCUUAAGAUUUUCUGUAAGUCCUUUCUGGUUGUUUCCUGCUUGAAUUGAAACAAAUCAGUAUUAGUAGCGAAGAGGAAAGGUAAUUAUUGGGAAAUAAAGACAUGAGUAAUAACUAUGGAUACCAUUAACAUAUGGCUGAGUGUCAGUAUUUCUUGGGCUCAGACCCUUUACAAAGAUGUUGGUUGAGUUGGUUCAUUUGCAUCAGUAUUAACGAUCAUAAACAUCUGAUAACUUAAAUAAGAAACAACCAUUUUAGUUGGAGAAGUUACCAUUACAAGCCAUCACUUAAAAUCUUAGUACAAUAAAAAAAAUAAUAAUUGUGCUGGUACCUGUAGCUGCUGAGACUGAGGAGAUAAGUGUUAUACUCAAAAAUUUUCUUAAAAUUGAAACAAAUGAAUUCUGGAUCUUGUCAUUUAAUUUGGUGUAGGAGUUCACUACAGAUCUGUUCCAUGCCAGUCAUUCUGGUGUCGGUAUCUGCAAAAGGUAUCAACACCAGCAUUUCUAGAAACAUUUCUACUUCUGUUAUUAAGCAUUUCUUUAGGACUACUUAAAUAUAUCCAGGACAAAAAGGACUUUCAUGUGUUUUUUAGUAGCAUUCAUGAUCUUCUAAGUAUGUUGACUUACUGUAGCAAAUCUAUGUCUACCAUUUCUCCUUGUACUAUAGCAGAUGUACGUUACCCUGUUAAUUUAAUCCUUUUGCUUUUAUUUCUGGUGUAACUGUUCUUGUUCAGGGCUAGUUGGGAUUUUUCUGUUCUGUAAAAAUUGUGGUAGUUGAGUUUUCCUCUGAAAGUAGUCCCAAUCAUAAUGCGGGAGUAAUUUUUUUAAAAAUAUCCAUUUUAUGCAUUGAGGAAGUUGAAGUGUCAUUAAGCUAUAAAUAACUGAAUAUCCAUUUUAGUUUUGAACAUUGACUAGUUGUGAUAUUAUUUGUGAUAUCAGAUUAAAAUAAUGUUGAGAUUCUUACUAUUGCAGGUAAAAGAUACAUGUUUAAUCUAACAAUAAAGACUGUGUGCCUUUGUCCAAAUAAAACAAAAUUCUUUUUAA